This is a messenger RNA of Solanum dulcamara, 432 nucleotides long. Its product is annotated as agamous-like MADS-box protein AGL80. Bases 1 to 432 code for a protein of 143 amino acids. The record is from RefSeq and is a predicted model, not a curated record. NCBI's taxonomy places the organism in Eukaryota, Viridiplantae, Streptophyta, Magnoliopsida, Solanales, Solanaceae. The transcript has a single exon.
AUGGCUCAGGAACUCAACGCCUUUCAUGGUGUUGAGAUUGCUAGUGUAUUUUACAGUGAUUACCACAAAAAACCUAUCAUAUAUCCAAAUCAUGCUGCUGCUACAAAAAUCAUUAAAAGUUUUAGAAAAUUAUCGGUGCAGGAGCAAUCUAAAAUCAUGGUGACACAAGAGGAGUCAGUUAAGCAAAUAAUUAAGAAGAUGAAGGAAGAACUUCAGAAGAUAAGAAAGGAGAACAGGUUCAAGGAGUUGACAAAUAAAAUGUAUAAAUUGAAACAAGAAGGCCGUUCCGUUGACAUGAAUUUUGAUGAACUCAACGAUCUAUUGUACGUGAUAAAAGAAUAUCUCAAACAAAUACAUGAAUUGAUGAAAGCAAAAGCUAGCGAAGCGGAUUCCACAUCUGUUAACCAUAGGCAAGAUACCAUGGUUCACUAG